This is a messenger RNA of Amphiprion ocellaris (clown anemonefish), 2022 nucleotides long. RefSeq names its product glucose-6-phosphate 1-dehydrogenase-like. Lineage: Eukaryota; Metazoa; Chordata; Actinopteri; Pomacentridae. The record is from RefSeq and is a predicted model, not a curated record. The coding region runs from base 62 to 1606 and encodes 514 amino acids. Gene Ontology annotation, molecular function: NADP binding; glucose-6-phosphate dehydrogenase activity. Gene Ontology annotation, cellular component: cytosol. Gene Ontology annotation, biological process: pentose-phosphate shunt, oxidative branch; glucose metabolic process. The transcript is spliced from 14 exons.
UGAACAGACCUGAAAUACCAUACUGAAAUGAACGGUCACUGUGGGGACAGACUGACAGCAGAUGGGCCAGAAGAUGAGCACUGAGCCUUUGACUCGCUCUGAGGUGUUUGGACAGCUCAGGAAGGAGCUCUAUGGAGAGGAGCAGUCAACUCAUUCCAACACUCACAUAUUCAUCAUACUGGGAGCGUCUGGAGAUCUUGCUAAAAAGAAGAUCUAUCCAACUUUAUGGUGGUUAUUCAGGGAUGGCCUGCUCCCAGAUGACACAUACUUUGUGGGUUUUGCCCGGUCUAACCUGACUGUUGAGGACAUCAAAGCUGCAUGUCUGCCUCAUAUGAAGGUCACUGAUGAAGACAGCAAGUGUCUAUCAGUCUUCUUCAGUAAGAACUCCUACCUGAGUGGCAGGUAUGAUGAUGGCAGCUCCUUCGACCAACUCAACAACCUCCUGUCAUCUCUGCCUGGAGGAGCCAACGCCAACCGGCUCUUCUACUUGGCUCUGCCGCCCAGCGUCUACCACCAUGUCAGCGCCAACAUCAGAAACCACUGCAUGAGCCACAAAGGUUGGAACAGGGUAAUUGUUGAGAAGCCCUUCGGUCGUGACCUCCAGAGCUCACAGGAGCUGUCAGCCCACCUUUCCUCCCUGUUCACUGAGGACCAAAUUUACCGCAUAGAUCACUACCUGGGAAAAGAGAUGGUCCAGAACCUCAUGGUGCUCAGGUUUGGAAAUCGCAUUUUUGGACCCAUAUGGAACAGGAACAGUGUGGCCUGUGUGGUCCUCACUUUCAAGGAGCCUUUCGGCACUCAGGGCCGUGGAGGAUACUUUGAUGACUUUGGUAUCAUUCGAGAUGUCAUGCAGAACCACCUCCUCCAGAUGCUCUGUUUGGUUGCAAUGGAGAAACCUGCCUCCACCAGCCCAGAUGAUGUGAGGGAUGAAAAGGUGAAGGUGUUGAAGUCUAUAGCUCCUGUGACAAUGUCAGAUGUGGUGCUCGGCCAGUACGUCGGAGAUCCUGAGGGGGAGGGACAGUCUAAGCUGGGUUACCUGGAUGAUCCAACUGUACCUGAAGGCUCCUGCACACCAACGUUUGCCACUGCAGUGCUCUAUGUCCAGAAUGAAAGAUGGGACGGAGUUCCUUUCAUUCUGCGCUGUGGUAAAGCUCUAAAUGAGCGGAAAGCAGAGGUUCGUCUGCAGUUCACUGACGUGCCGGGAGACAUCUUUGGAGAACGUUGUCAGAGGAACGAGCUGGUGGUUCGGGUGCAGCCAGACGAGGCCAUUUACCUGAAGAUGAUGACCAAGCGGCCUGGAGUUUACUUCAGCCCAGAGGAGACAGAGCUGGACCUCACAUACAAGAGCAGAUACAAGAAUGUGAAGCUCCCAGAUGCGUAUGAGAGACUGAUUCUGGACGUCUUCUGUGGAAAUCAGAUGCACUUUGUCCGCAGUGAUGAGUUGCGGGAGGCCUGGAGGAUCUUCACCCCUCUGCUACACCAGAUAGAGGGCGAGAAGACAAACCCCAUUCCUUACACAUAUGGAAGUCGGGGUCCUAGCGAGGCAGAUGAUCUGGUAAAGAGGGCCGGAUUCCGCUAUGAGGGAACAUACAAGAGUGUGACCUAACUGGACCCACAUACACACAAUUUAUUACACACUGAGCAGUGUGUAAAGCACUCGGAGGGCUGUGGGAAGUACAACAAGGACAAACGUGUUUAAACAUACCACUAUUAACUACUACCACUACUAAACACACUAUACCUCCGCCACUUUCCUUGUUUCUCCUUCUUGACUUAUGAUUUUAAAUACACUGCAAUGCAAUAUUAAUUAAUAUGGGAAGCACUUAGAGUGAAGAUAAGUUUAAUGUUAGAUUUAUAAUCCAGUUUAGUUUGGUUUCCUGCUGCAUGAUUGUUUAUGUAGAACACAAAGGAAGCUGUUGAUGCUUUUUUCGAGUUCCACAGUAAAACUGCACUCCUGAACCAAGGUUGACAACAAUAAAGCACAAAAGCAACAAAGGGCAAACCUUUUUAUUGUAUAAAGAA